AUGCCUGUAAUUGUACUGGAGGCCAGUGAUUUGACCAGCCCUCUGUCGCUGGUGCGUAUGUGGGCUCUCCUGUCCGGUUGCCUCACCUUCAGCCUGGUAGCCUCACUGGUUUCCCCAGAGCUGACCUCUGACACCCACCAGCCCGCCUUCAAGAUCCUCUGCAUGCUCACCUGGUGCGUCUUCUUCAUCCUCACCUUCCUAAUCCACGUGGUCAACAUCAUCCAGUUCCACAGCCUGGUCCCCUUCUCCUGGAAGAACCUGACCGUGACUGUGGCGGCUCUCGCCGCCCUCAUGACCUUCAGCGCCUCGGUCACCUUUCCUUGGGCGGUCAUGGGUCAUGAAGGUGUCUGGCCCCGUCCGAUCGCCGCCUCCUUGGCAUCGUGUCUCACCUUCCUGGCCUAUGCAACCGAGGCCUACCUCAUCCGCACCCAGACCCAGGACCAGAAGGGCUACAUGGCCAGCGUACCCGGCCUGCUCAAGGUGCUCCAGCUCUGGGGAGGAUGUGAGAUGAUCGUCCUGGUGGUGGAGCAGGUCCGUGGAGCUUUGAUAAAAGGAGCUGGGGUAGGGUUGGCAGCUGUGGGUUGGCAGCUAUGGGUAUCUGGGGCGGUGCAUGCCCUCUGUCUCCUAAUGUCCCUGGGUACAGUGAUGGUGGUUCUAGGGGAUUGUGCUGGGCGAUGCCCUCUGCCCUUUGACCGCCUGCUGGCAAGCUUCAGUCUGACAGGGGUGCUUUUCUAUGUGGUCGCCACCAUACUGUGUUUUACCAGAGUCCUGGAGCAACAACACCCCAGCCAAGAGUUCACAGACAGGAAAACUGGGCCCACCCUUGUUGUCAUGGAAGCGGUGAUGACCAGCAUUACUCUGCUAGCUUACACAGUGGACCUGGCCUUCUCUAUCAAACUGCUGCGGGAUAGGAGUCAUGCCUGA
This is a messenger RNA of Oncorhynchus gorbuscha (pink salmon), 924 nucleotides long. Its product is annotated as myeloid-associated differentiation marker-like. NCBI's taxonomy places the organism in Eukaryota, Metazoa, Chordata, Actinopteri, Salmoniformes, Salmonidae. The record is from RefSeq and is a predicted model, not a curated record. Gene Ontology annotation, cellular component: membrane. Bases 1 to 924 code for a protein of 307 amino acids. The transcript has a single exon.